This is a messenger RNA of Sorghum bicolor (sorghum), 2303 nucleotides long. RefSeq lists its product as uncharacterized. Bases 232 to 1668 code for a protein of 478 amino acids. Gene Ontology annotation, molecular function: metal ion binding; phosphatidylinositol binding. The transcript has 5 exons. The record is from RefSeq and is a predicted model, not a curated record. Lineage: Eukaryota; Viridiplantae; Streptophyta; Magnoliopsida; Poales; Poaceae.
UAUACUAAGAUAAGAUGCCCAAGUCUGCCUGUAUGUAUACCACGAAAUUUUAACUUGUUCCUCCCGUCUUCCUCUCCUCUCCUGUUCCUCUUCCUAUCUCGUCGCCAGUUUAGACCUUCCAUCGUCCCCUUUCUUCACGAAACAGUAUUGAAGCAGUUCCCGAUUGCUGAUCCUCCCCAACUCCCCCCGGGAUUCGAGCGACCUGGAUUGGAGCCGCCGUGUACUGCCGACAUGGCGGGAACGGAUCGCCUCUACCCUCCGAUCGAGCCGUACGACCUGGAGCCCCCGCAGGUCCCAGCCGCCGCCGGCGAGGAGGAGGCCGGGGUUUGCGACGCGCCGGUGAUGUGGGACGACGAACCCGACGCGUCUCCAUCCCCAUCCCCGGAAGCGGGCCCCCAUAUAUUUGAGGAGGGUGCUAGGGAUCCUCCUCCUGAAGCUUUCAAGGAAGAAAGGCUUGGUGUUGUCAAUUCUGAUGAGUUCAGCGGUGAGAUGACCACUGUGAAGGAAUCUGGAGAAAACGACUAUGAUGGUUUUCCUUCUUGUGAACAAACAGGCAUCAUAUGGGUGCCUCCUUCUGUUCCACCAAUGACAAAACAUGAUCACGAUGAGUGGCAAAAGGGCUUUGGUUACAAUAGUGCGGGCUUCCUAGAGGAAGAAGAUAAGUGGGAUAUUGACGAAGAAAAUUUGGAGAUGACAAUGUGGGAUGUGCUCUCUGAGAUGGUUGUUGCAGGGAAGGAUAAAGUAUUAUCCAUUGCAUCAUUUGAUUUAGGGACAUAUGGCAUGUCCAUGAUCUCGGAUUUUUUCCUUGAAGAGGCUUUGAAGGAUAAGGCCCAAACACUUGAAGAUGUCAGUGCUGGUUCUGAACAUGCUCUCCUUGAGACAGAACCAGCAAAGUGGUUGCCUGAUAGUGCUUCCCCUUCUUGUAUGCUUUGCGGAGCACGUUUCCAUCCAAUAAUUUGCACUCGCCAUCAUUGCCGAUUUUGUGGUGGCAUAUUUUGUGGUGGUUGUUCAAAGGGUAGAAGCUUGAUGCCCCCAAAGUUCAUGACCUCAGAUCCUCAAAGGGUCUGUGAUGUUUGUGGAGUGCGUCUUGAGUGUAUUCAGCCUUAUUUGAUGAAUCGAUUCAGUCGUGCUUGUCAACUUCCAACUCAAGACUUGACAGACCUAAGCACCUUGAGGUCAUGGAUAAACAUCCCAUGGGCAGUCAGAAUGGAGUAUGAGAUCUACAAAGCUGCAAAUUCCAUACAUGGCUAUUGUAAGGUGGGAGAGCUGAAACCUGAGAAGUCGAUCCCUGAUUCAAUUCUCAGACAAGCAAAAGGGCUUGCAAUCAUCACUGAGGUAAAGGUUGGCAUGAUGCUUACAUACAAAAUCGGUACUGGAUUGGUGGUUGCUCGGAGAGGUGAUGGUUCUUGGUCCCCUCCUUCUGCCAUCUCUACUUGUGGUCUUGGAUAUGGAGUUCAGGCUGGAGGUGAGUUGGCUGACUACAUCAUUGUUCUUAGGAACACAGAUGCCAUUAAAACUUUCAGUGGAAAUGCACACAUGUCAAUUGGGGCUGGUAUUAGUGCUUCUGCUGGUCAUUUUGGACGAGCAGCAGAGGCUGAUUUCCGUGCUGGUGAUGGUGGUUAUGCUGCCUGUUACACAUACAGUUGUAGCAAAGCACUAUCUGUUUAGUGGUGAGUUUUUGUCCAAGCAACAUGUUUCUGGGAGAGAACUGCUUUGGACCAGUUUUCACCAACAAUCAAACACUACAAGGUCAAAUCCUGUGUACUCACAGAAUUUGAAUAUUAUAAUUAGACUUCAGCCGUUGUACUAGGAAGUAGUUUGUGAAUGCUCUUAAACAAAUAUUUCCAACGUUUGUAGUGUAGCCAUGUGGUUUCUGUUGCUUAUGGCGGCUAAUAAGAGAUUAUACAGAGCUUCAAUUUCCAGUCAGUUGAAUAAAAUGAAACAUGAUGGUUUGGUAUCGCAGCUAGCUGCUUCAAGGUAGUACAUUCAGAUAAUCUCAAAAAAAAUCAGCAUUUGCUUCUGUCAGUCAGUUGAACCACACAUCAGUCCAAGGCGUAUAUAGUGAGUGCUACAGUGGAUCAAAACUCAGCAUCAUUUGGCAUCUUCGUUCUUGCAGCAUUAGUUCAUACAGUUUCAUUAAUUAAUUAUAUUAUAGUUGAGCUCAACACAUGUCUUUUCAGCUUUUGUUUUGAUUGCUAAAUAUGUACUGUUGAUGUCAGGAUCUGCUUUUAAGUCUAUUAGUGAUCUGACAUUGAUGUUUCAAUAGCUUUGCUUUUUUGUCACUAUCAGUUUCUUUGUUUCUC